This is a messenger RNA of Anisakis simplex (herring worm), 195 nucleotides long. Lineage: Eukaryota; Metazoa; Nematoda; Chromadorea; Rhabditida; Anisakidae. The record is from the annotation of a GenBank genome assembly.
AUGAGCAACGUGAAAUCAACUUCAAUACUAACGGCCGCUAACAAUCAAAAAGACGAUGAUGACUUACUCGAGGCAUUAUGCCGGAUGCGAGGCAUAAUGCUGCUGGUGCACCCGCUUAACACGGGUGCACCAGUUCGGAUCUAUGGACAAAGCCGCCUGGUGAUUGAGGCGGCCGAAUGUAAUGGCGCAUAUGCC